This is a messenger RNA of Pelecanus crispus (Dalmatian pelican), 451 nucleotides long. The record is from RefSeq and is a predicted model, not a curated record. NCBI's taxonomy places the organism in Eukaryota, Metazoa, Chordata, Aves, Pelecaniformes, Pelecanidae.
AUCUGUAGAUGAAGAGAGAAAAAUAGAGUACAAAGCUGCUGUCAAAAUACAGAGCUGGUUUCGAGGAUGCAGAGUCCGAGCCUAUCUGAGAUAUCUGAAUAAAAUGGUGAUUUUUAUACAGAAGUGGUGGAGAGGUUAUCAAGCCAGAAGAUACUUCAGAAGAAUGGUGGAGACAGCAUAUUUUAUUAUGAAGAUGAAUUUCUACAAUGAAAUGGCUGUCAGGAUUCAGAAAAGAUGGCGAGGCUAUUAUGUUCGGAAAUAUAUCCAUAAUUAUUAUGCGCUGAAGAAAUACCUGGAAGCCAUUUCUGUGAAUAACAAGAUUGUCAGGAAUGAACUCCAAGAGUAUGCAGAGAUGAAGGAAAAUGAAGAGAAAAGGAAAGACCUAGAAAAGAAAGAAAAGGAAAAGAAAUACCAAGCCCGAAAGAUGCAUUACCUCCUUAGCACUGAGCAG